Messenger RNA from Closterium sp. NIES-65, 269 nucleotides. NCBI's taxonomy places the organism in Eukaryota, Viridiplantae, Streptophyta, Zygnematophyceae, Desmidiales, Closteriaceae. The record is from the annotation of a GenBank genome assembly.
AUGUGGCCGAGCCGCCGAGCUGCAGUUCUUGCCGAGCCGCCGAGCUGCAGUUCCUGCAAGCUCCCGAGCCGCCAAGCCGCCCGAGCCGCCCUGUCCGCUUGCGAUAGGGCAGACGGUCUCUCCUUCUUUGACCUCACCUCUGGUGCCUCUCCUGCCCCUGCUGCUGAUGCUGACGACACUAUUCGCUCACAGUGGGCCACACGCGAUGCUGCUGCACGUCUUGCUGUGCGGCGCCACCUGCCUACCUCUGAGCGUGCGCACAUUAGCCA